Molecule: messenger RNA, 1748 nt
Organism: Paramecium sonneborni
Lineage: Eukaryota; Ciliophora; Oligohymenophorea; Peniculida; Parameciidae
Source: the annotation of a GenBank genome assembly
AAAAUGGAUUAUAAUUAUUAAAAAGGAGGGUAUGGAAUACCAAUGACUGGUAAUAUAUUGUCAGGUUACAAAUAUUAUUACAAGGCUACUAACAAUAUUAGAAUGCCUUAUGUUGAGAACACCUAUCAAUUUAAAGAGGAGGAUAAAUAAGAACAUGUAGAGUUCACAAAAAAAGAAAAAUCAGGAAUUAAAAUAUUUGAUGAUAAUACAUUGGAAUUUGAAUGCAAAAAAAUCACAAUGUAAGAUUUGGAAAAGUUGGAUUUAUAAUAAAGUAACAUUACUGAAUAAGGUAUGUCGAUAAUUUGUUCAUCAAAGAAUUGUUGUAAUUUAACUGAAUUGGAUUUAUCUAAGAAUUCUUAUAAUGUUACAGAUACCUUCCUCAGAUUGAUUGGAGAAUCAUAAUACUUAGUCAAACUGGAAACUUUGUUUCUUGAUGAUAGUGCUGUUUCUGAUAAUGGAAUAAUGUUUCUUACAUAACCUUUCAUAAAACCAGUUGAUUAAUAUACUUUGUAUGCAACUUAAAGUAUGAGGAAAACUAAAAAGCAUUUAGAAUCAACAAGAGGAAUGACAGGUUAAAAUUUUAAUAGUACCGCUGCAAUGACUCAUACAAGUGAUUCUUAAACUUAGUUCUCAGAUUCCAAUAAGUACAGAAAUUUUGUGAAUCAUCUCAAUAAACUAUCUCUUUAGGGAUUAAAUGUCACAGAUAGAGGUCUUUAAUGUAUUUCUUUUAGUUAGAAUGUACGUCUUCGUUAUUUGAAUUUGUCAUUUACAAAAAUUACUGACAAAGGAUUGUGUGAAUACUUCAAUUCAACAAAUAGUGCAUUUUUAGAAUACUUAGACAUUUCUCAUUAACCUAUUACAGAUGAAAGUAUAAAGGCUUUUGCUUAUUCUGAAUUUUGCAAAUCUUUGAUUGUAUUAAUAAUGAAUAGUUGUCCACUAACAAAUGAGAGUAUGACUCAUCUAUGCAAUUCUCCAAAUACCAUUAAUUUGAUAGAAUUAAAUAUUGGUACAUUCACUAAAUCUUAUAUGACUGGAGAAGCUAUCAGAAUUUUAAGUGAAGCUAAAUACAUGAGUUCCUUAAAAAACCUUAAUUUAGAUGGACAACCAUUUCCAGAAGGUAACUUUAUUUUUGUAUCAAAAAGUAAUCCUUCUGAAGUUUAUAAAAAGUGAGAUAAUGAAAAAUAUAGAGAAAUUAUCAAUAGCAAAGAAUGAAGAUAUAACUGAUAGUUUUUGUGGAGCAAUUUACGAAUUUUUUUAAGCAGAACAAUAUAAAUCUUUGAAAUAUUUAAAUUUAAUGAAGACUUGUAUAUCUGAGAGAGGAGUAGUCUAAUUAUAAGAUUUAUUCAAAUUAGUUCACUCAAUUGACAAUUUGUCUUCAAUGAAGAAGAGUAUGAAAUAAAUUUCUACAUAUUUUAGUAAAAGAACAGACAAGAGCUGGCAUAAAAUGCUAUAUAUGUGAUAGAUGUUUAAUGCAGUAAGAUACAGAACGUGAUAAUUAUCGUGAUAAAAAGCCACCAAUAAAUCCACAUAAUUGUUUUAUUUGCAGAUCUAGAUAAAUUACUACAAUAGAGUUUCCAGCAAAAGCAUGUUAUGGAUGUGGUAAAGGAUUUCAAGAGAAAACAUGUCAUUUAUGUUAAAAACAGAUAGGAAAACAUUAAUUAUUUAGAUGUCAUUUGUGUGCAAUAGGAAACAACAAAUUUAAAUGUUUUAAUUGUGAUAGAAUGAUUUUAGCUAAAAAGUAUGAUUGA